UGUUGUUGUCCACACAAUUUUUCAGUUUCCUUUCCUUCACUGCAUGCAGUAAUGCUGCUUCAUAGACUGCAAGAAAAGUUUCAAGAUAGGAAGCUUUUUUACUAAUUUAUUCAGCAAUUUUCUGCAGUUUUGGGUUGUUGGGUUGCAUUUUGGUCAGGUACUUUUUACAACAAUCUGUGUUUAAUAUCAUCACUGACCAUAAGGCUGGAAAGAAUCGAAAGAGGUCAUCUAGCCCAGCCUCAGGACCUGAGGACAGAAUCUAAUCUCUCCUUGCUGAGUGAUGCUUGUCUAACCUGUUCUUAACAGUCUCCAGUGAUUGCUUCAGCACCAUGCCUAAACAAUCUGUCUUAAUUAUGAUAACUGUCCCUGCAGUGCUCUUAGAUAAUUUUUCUAAAACUGUUCAUAAUAAAAAUUACCACUGUUGAAUAAAAACAUUCUAUAUUGUCCUCAAAGUGCAAACACACAAAACUGGAAUCUGAGGAAGUGAACAAAUAACCCAAAAACAAAAGAGGUGGAGAAGGGAAGAGAAAGAAUGGUGCAAACAACUAUAGAAUAAAAAUACACAGCCUGAGAUUAGCAGCUCAUUCAGCUUUCAGCCCGAAAGCCUUUAACUCUAUGCAGCUCAGUUGAGUUUUUUCAGACUGGGCUGCUUUCAGAAAUCUGUGGGACAGGCAUGGAAAAUAAUGGAAACAAGCCCAUGCAGGGAAAAAAUCUACCACUCCAGUUGCUAGAAAGGCAUAACUGGGAGCAGUAAGAGUUAAUUCCAUCAAAAAAAGAAGCAUUUUUUAGUCUCAGAGAACUGAAGGAAAAACAGUUUGGGGCGUGUCCACACAGAGACUUGGAGAUACAAAGAUAAACUAUCCUGAAGCAAUACAUUUUCUUUUAAUACUUCAGAUGGAAAAACCUCCAGCUAACUGUAAGCUUGGUCUAAGACAACACCACCCUUUGCAUAAAGGUAGGUUUGUCAUGGCUGGGGCUGCUACAAUAUGCCAGAGGACCAGGAAUGGAAUUUCAAAGGAAUGUUCUUUCCAACAAUAACGUUUGUUUGCAUGAGAUUCGUAUCAGUUCCCACUGCAUUCAACUGUCCUUUUAAUAUUUCCAGAGUAUUUCUAUAGAUACAAUCUGCUUCUAGAUGGGCCCAUUUCUGACACAUCUGUUUGCCUCAGUGUCCUUCUGCUUCUCAGUUUUGAUAAAUCCUUUUGUGCCAGAGAUGCCCAAUCUGAUCCCAGGAGUGAUCAUCAGAGGUUUUAAGGUAUUUCUUGAGUUCUCCUGAGACAAGUGCUGAUAAAGAUAAGAGUUAGCCCUGAACAAUUCAGGAUUCUAAGUAAGGCAAGAAAAGUAACAAGAGAUCUUUAUUCAUUAUUCAUUGUCCAUGACUUCAAAAAUAACCGUACCCUCUGCUUCAGCUUAAUUUUAAAAUAUUGUCUUCAAUGUCCCUUUCCACCCUUGGAAACAAACCAUACCUACACACUUUCAGAAUCUCCAGAAAGCCAUUUUAGCUCUUCUAAGAGAUUUGCAGUGACUGCCAGUGCUACCAGACUGGUUUGUUUGUUUGUUUGUUUGUUUUUGAUAGAUGCAGUGGCCAAUUUUUUGAAUUGAAAAAAUCAUAGGACUGACGCUAAGCCUUUGGAAGAUCUCAGUACUAGACUAUUAAUGACAGUUAUACUUGUGCAAGUAGUUAUAUAUCUAGGUUACUGGGAAAACUUUGAGAAUAUGCUAGUGAAGCUGGCAUAAAAAUAUGCCAGGAAACAGAUAUUGAUAUUAUUGACCAGGAAGGUUAAUUUUUUUCUCCCUCCUGUAGUGUUGCAUAUCAGAAAAAAGCAUAUAUCUAUCCCUUCUGGAAUAAUUAACAAGUCACCAUUGCAAAGGAGCCAUGAUAAAACAGUUCCUAUAAAAUUCUGUUUUAUUUCUUUGUGAACAUGAUGCAUUCACACAAUAGAUAUAUAUUUUUGCAAGCCUUACCUGGUGUACUUAGGGUUAAUGUUGCUAGUACCCUGCUACUAUCUCCUUGGUUGUGUUGCUACUAGGUGGUGUUGCUUGCAGAUGUAAUGCCAAAUUUUGCACUUUAAAGGGAGCCUUGCUAAGUUUUGUACUGAGAAAAAUAGUCUUGUACUGAUGAAAUAUUAUACUUUCAGCUAGGAAAAAAGCACCUAGGAGAUAUUUGCUAUGUCACAACACUCAGAAAUGUACUUUAAAAUGAAACUAUCAAACGUAAUGAAUUCUUCCAGUUAGCAAUAGUCUCAGUAAACACAUUUCUUUGACAAAGUUUUCUUUUCAGAGUCUGGCAUGCCAGAGGUUGAUGGGGGAGGGGAUCUGCAAAAAGGAAAUUUGUUCUUCUGUGGUGGAAGGAAAGCCAUGAAAGAGGAAGGAACAAAUUAUGACAUCGACAUCUAAAGGAAUUUUCCGGCCAUUUUUGAUUAUCUUCAUUGUCCUUGGUUGUUUCAUGGCAUUUAUACUAAUUUAUAUUAAACCAACAAACAGCUGGAUCUCUGGUCCUAUAGAAUCAGCCAGCUCAGUUUUGAAAAUGAAGAACUUCUUUUCUUCCAAAACUGAUAAUGUUAACGAGACUACUAUUUUGAUCUGGGUUUGGCCAUUUGGUCAGACAUUUGAUCUAACAUCCUGCCAAACAAUGUUCAACAUCCAUGGGUGCCAUCUGACUAUUGACCGCUCCCUAUAUAACAAAUCCCACGCAGUUCUCAUUCAUCACAGGGACAUUAGCUGGGAUCUGACUAAUUUACCUCAGCAAGCCAGGCCACCAUUCCAGAAAUGGAUUUGGAUGAACUUGGAGUCUCCAACUCAUACUCCACAAAAAAGCGGCAUUGAACACCUCUUUAACCUGACCCUUACUUAUCGGCGUGAUUCAGAUAUUCAGGUGCCUUACGGCUUCAUGAUGGUCGGUACAAGUUCCUUUACAUAUGAAGUGCCAAGUAAAGAAAACUUGGUGUGUUGGGUUGUAAGUAACUGGAACCCUGAGCAUGCUCGAGUCAAGUAUUACAAUGAGCUUAGCAAAUACAUUGAAAUCCAUACCUAUGGGCAAGCCUUCGGAGACUACGUCAAUGAUAAAAACUUAAUUCCAACUAUCUCUACUUGUAAAUUCUACCUUUCAUUUGAAAAUUCAAUCCACAAAGAUUAUAUUACUGAGAAACUUUACAAUGCUCUUCUGGCUGGAUCAGUACCAGUUGUACUGGGCCCUUCCAGAGAAAACUAUGAGAAUUACAUUCCAUCAGAUUCUUUCAUACACGUGGAAGAUUUUCUCUCCCCAAGAGAGUUGGCAGAAUAUCUUCUAAUGCUUGACAAAAAUAACAAGAUGUACCUUAGUUAUUUCAACUGGAAAAAGGAUUUCUCAGUGCAUCUUCCUAGGUUUUGGGAAUCACAUGCAUGUCUUGCUUGUGAUCAUGUGAAAAGACACCAGGAAUACAAGUCAAUUGGAAAUUUAGAAAAAUGGUUUUGGAAUUAAUCUCUGUGUGUGUGUGUAUGUCUGUGUGUGUGCGCGUGUGCACUUUUUUGAAGACGCCAGAAGAAUCUUUAGUCCAAGUGGAGAGGAAAGAAAUAAGAAAAAAAAAAAAAGAAGAAGAAGGAAGAGAAAACCUUAUGUCAUGGUUUAUCAGCUAUCCUCCCUUGGCUGUCCUAUUUAUAUUUUGUAAGAGAUUUUAAAGAUCAUGAGCAGCAGUCAUCAAUACUCAGUUUUAAAUUAUAAUGUACAUACUAAUUAUGUGCACUGAAGAAUAUUUGAUUGUUUACUAUAAUUUUUAAACAAGAUUUUUCACAUUGUCUGUGAAGUAUGCCUCAGUCUUGCACAUAAAGUAGUCAUUUUUAACAUUUUUUUUCCUUUUUUAAAAGAUUUUAUUUGCUUUUUAACCUAUUUGGAAAAUGAGGACACGACUCUUAAAUGCCAUAGAGAAUUUUAAGAACAUAAUUUUCUGUUCUAUUCUGAAAUGUGUGUAAUGUUUUAAAAAACAGUAAAGUUUUUUUAUGGGUCAUCUUGUAUUUUAAGAACACAGUGAAGUUCAAUAUCUGACAUUAUUCCAGUGUGAUCAAUCACACCCCUUUUUAAGGAUGCAGAAUGUAGAAAUACACAAUAGCAGACACUCUGUUUCUAAAAAGGAUGAGUUUCCUAAGAAACAGCUCCUAGAGUUACUUUAGGAAUAUGUUUGUUACUCUCCAAAGUGUAGAGAAAGCCAGAUAUAAACAAGAUGAACAAUCUUAGUGAUCAAAGCCCGAUUCAUCCAACUUUUGAAUGCAUUUAAAUUCAGCAUGUCCUUAAUUUUCCUUGUGUAUCAAGUAUUGUUUACCUGAAUCAGGGCUCUAAUUGGUGUUAUACAGAAGUAAACAGAUUUUAAUAUAGGCAUUUGAUCGCAUCAGACUAGUGCACUGAAUUCAGCUGGUAAUAGUAACCUUUCAGAAAUAGCUUGUUAAAAGAUUCUAGAAAUUUCUCUCUCUCUCUCUCUUUUUUUUAAUUGUCAAAUUUCUCUCCAAUUCUGUAUAGAUCUGUUGAACUGUAAUUAUAGUUGGACAACUUGCUGAGUGGCGAGUUUCUUUUCUGAAAGUAAUAUGCUGAAAAUCAGUAAAUAAGUUAUCAAGAUGACAUAUUCAACCAUUCAACUCAUUAAGCUAAUGAGUUUUGUUUUCUGAAAAUAUUUUAUGUGACAGGUAUAAACAAAUGCAUUCUUAAAAACAGUAGAUGCUUUCAAAAUCUGAAUAUACAAGCAGAUUUUUAAGUAUUAAAUUUGCUCUGAUAACAAAUACAGAAAUGUGAUGAUUGUCAUGAUUGUUAAAAAUACGUCUGUUUCUAAUGUGUGUCAUUUGAUUUUAUUACUUUUUUCUUUCAACAGCUAAGACUUAAAUUUUGGAUUGCUGUGUAUAGUACAAGGUUAGUUUAAUGACGUAGACAUAUGGAUAUAUUUUGAUGCCAACUGAAAGCCAAUCAGCUUGGAUUUUUAGGUCAAAAUAUUAGAGAUUACAGUUUCUACUGAGUUGCAGUCAGCUCUCAGAAUCUUGUGUCUACUAUUUUGAUAUGUUUUAAAAUCAUACGAGAAAUGUGAAUUCUUUUCUGACUAUAUUAUCUUUUCUUUAAACUACAGAAAGAGUUGUAAAAGAAAUUGAAGUAAAAGAAAUGUUAAAAGGUACAAACUCACUGGUAAGCAUCACACAGUAAAAUUCGUACAUUGUUCCAAUAGUUAACAGAUGAACAUUGAGUUCAAACUUUUGAGACAUCCCUAAGAAAAAGAAAAUAACAUGUAAAAAGCUUGAAACAUGAAGGUAUAAUAUGCUUUUCAUUUACUGUGAACAAAUACAUGUCCUGCUACUAAAGUAAGGCCUGGUAAAAGAAGCUACAUACAGAAAAGAAUGAAAAAAGUCUAAAGGUUUAACUGGAAAAACUUCUAGUUAUGUGAUGUAGAAGACCUUGAUGAAGCAAUUAAUUGAUAAGUACUUAAGAUUAAAUUUGCAGGCAACAAGUUUGCUGCAAUAAUGGAUCAAGUUAUAAGUGAUGAUAAGCAUUAAGAAACAAUAAAGUGAUUUGUGAGAUACUUUGUUUACCCUAGGCCGGAAUAGAAACAUAGAAGGCUGAAAGAGUAAUAUAUUUACAUUUCUGAACUCAGAAACUCAUCUGAAAAUCUUAGAGAAACACUUGUGUUCUCCCUAUGUUCUCCCUAUGUCUCCAUUUAGAUAUUUAUUUAUACUGUGUAUUGCUGUCUUAAAAAAACUAAUUUACAAGAUACUGUGAACCUCCUAAAUUCACCAGCAUUCCACUAGGAAAAAAGAUGGGCUUACCUUGCAAAUUAAUGCAACAUAAGGAAACCCAGUCUUCUAAAACCAAGUGUUGACAUCAUUGUAAUGUGAAUAAUAUUUCUAUCAUUUUGAAGGCAAGUGGCUAUUGCCCACAGGAACAAAACCUUUCUGUUUCUUCAUACUUUUUGUUUUCAGGGCUGUGAAAUUCUCAGCUGCUGAAUAUGGCACUGCUUUGGCUAGAUUACCUGAUUUCCUUGAUGCUGGAAUUUGGAAGUUCUUUGCAAUGACCUCAGUGGAAGUAUACUCACCCUUUGGUGAACAUGCACAGUCAUUUAUUUCAUUCCUCAUUCCAGAUAGCAGGAGUUGUGCUGCGCAUUACAAAGCCUUAGUCUAAGGAGACUAAUUCCUUGGCUUCAAGAUUCAGCUGAUAAAUUCUUAUAUUAAUAACAAGUAAGCACAAUAAUGAGAUGAGAUGGGAAUAUAUAUUACUUGUUACUAAAAAGAUAAAUAGGAGUACACACUGGAAAAUUUUGAAAUAUAUGCUAAGUGUUAAGCCUGCAAGUAAUAUUGUUACUUCUGUGAGAACUGGAUCCAGCCAGCAUGGCUAAUCUUGUGCUGAAUUUUAAGGUACAUGACAGUCUUUUGCUGGAACUGGAAAAGGAGUCGUUCUUGUCACAAAAACUCUACACAAGCUUGUAUACUUUGCCUUCAGGAUGCAUUACUUGAAUUGUUUCAAAGAUUAAUAAAACAGGGGAGAAAUUUAAACCAGAUUGAAAUGACUAAGAAUCAUGAUCAAAUCCUAACAUGAGACGUGGCCCUGAUGCCUCACUAAUAUUCCUGAAGUGUGUGGUCUGGAACAUAAGUGAGUCAGCCAUUUUAUGAAGAUUUUAGGGGGAUCUACGUGUAUUGUCAAGCCUUAAGCAGUCCUGAAUGUAAAGAGCUUUGCUGACAGAAGCUGUAACAUCUUUAGGCAUAUCCAGCCUAGGUGGUAAAUGAUGGGAACAAUGGAUGUAAAUUAUCUGGACUUCAUGCAUGCAAAAAUGCAGUCUGCCUGGACCUACACACCUAACUCACAGAAGAUUGAUUCCAGUCUGUCUGUGCUCUUUCUGUGUGCCAUCCUACGUGAACAAUUAGCAUAAUGGAUUCAAAUAGUAAAUCACUUUGAAGGAGAAUGGGCAAAAAUAAUUAAUUAUGGAAAGAAAAAUUACACGGAAUUAGUUAAAAUGGAAAACAAGGCAUUAUUUAUGCCAAGGUACCACUGUCAAAAGAAGAUGCUUGUACAAUAAAAGAGAAAUUAAAGAUGAGAAAUCACAUCAAUUCUUACUAUUUUCGUAACAAUUUUAUUUCAGCCAGUCAGUUCAUUUUAUUUGCCAGGCCACUAAUCCAGCAGCAUGCUUGUCACAUAUUAUAUUAUCAGUCAUUGAAGAUAGAGAGUAAUCAUUAUUCUUUCUUUUACUAUAUGUUCUUUUGGUUGUUUAUAGGAAUUCUGUGCUACACUGAACUAUCAACAUUAUACUGCCUUAAUCAGUGUGGAAAAUAAGAUCCAAAACAGAUAAAAUGCUAACAUCAGAUACAUUGCUAUCCCACUGAAUGUGAACAGACAUCAGACAAACUGGCAGCAGAUCCUUCUAAAGCAGACUUUUCCUUUCAUUUCACCAACACUCAAUGACCAUAGCAGCUCAUGCUCAAUGUGAGAUCUCCCUUCCUUAGCAAAUCUGGGUUGCCAGUUUCUUUGAAUGCCUCUUGCCAUCAAGGUGACCGUGAUUGCAAUGAACAAGCAGCCUGAGCGAGGCCCACAGACUGCAAGAAAGAACCAGCAACAUAUUUGGUUUUUAAGAAAUACAUCAAAUGAAAUGAAAGAUGGACUGAGAGAGCUAGAAUAUGGAUGUGGGGCUGCAUGUUACACUGUCUGUGUAACUGGCACUGCUGAUCACAGUAAACAGACAGUUACUGGCUCUAGCUACCUAUGUUCACUUCUCAACCUGGAACUGAAGAAAAAAAAAAAAAAAAACUACCAUAUAAUUUUAUCUUAUCAGGCAAGCAUCAAUUAAAUAACCAGUAAUUGUUGCUGAUUAUUCAAGAAUGACACUCCUGUUGGCCUUGUAUUAUCUCUUUUAUUAGAUAAAAAAUGACAUUGGGGGAGGAAGACUGAAGUCUGUCAGUAAGCUAAUCAUAUUUCCUGUUUGACAUGAAGAAUUCUUAUUCUUAAUCUUUUCUUUUUUUGAUUUUGAAAUAAAUCCUUCUGCACUUAUGCAAUAAUGCUUUUUGAAGCUAGUUCAGGAAGGACCUUAAGAACAUGCAUAUGACCAUGAGACUCAAGCACAUGCUAAAAUUUAAGAGCAUCUAAGUUUUUUAAUGCACUGUGGUUUCUAACAGUAUAUUUUUACUGUUUUUGGGAAUUGUGCCAGAGAGCACAGUCUAUAGCACAGGCCAACUUGUGUGUCCAUGGGUCUAUUCUGUGAGUAAACUGGCUACUCCAAAUUGAAAACUCUUCAGACUGGCUUAGUGCUUAUCCAUCAGACUUUGGCCCUACUCUUGUGCUUCAGCAUAUAACGUAUGCCACCAUCAUCUCAUGUCAUCCACUCAGCAUGACACCCCACCUUACAGCUUCUCUGUGCUGUGCACUUGGGUAUUGAAUACAGAGGUGAGAGCAGCUGAGGCUUGCUGAGAUGGUAUUUAGAAUACUCUCCUAAGAAGAAAGUAUAAAACCUGGUCACAUCUGCUUCCAUUUAACCCAGACUGAGUAUGUCCUAGAGGGGAUGAAUCUAAUCACAGAACAACCAUAGAAUAUCCUGAGUUGGUAGGGACCCAUGAGGAUCAUCGAGUCCAACUCCUGACUCUGCAAAGAGCAACCUAAGAGGUAAACCAUGUAUCAAAGAGCAUUGACCAAAUGCUAUUUGGGCAUUUAAACAUGAACCCCUGAUUUACCUCUUAUUUGCUUUCUGAGGAUAAGAAAAGGCAUAUAAUUGAAAAACAGCAAGUGGUCUUAUUCCCUCUGUUGAGGAAAUGUUUGCAUCCUUCAUCUUGGAGAAGUAUAUAACCAGAAACAUCUGAGUUGUAAGUAAAUUAAUUGGACUACUUAUUUAAGCUAAACUAGAAGUUUGGGAACUAGAGAUCAACAGCCUGGGAGAGACAAAGGGCACCAGCGUGUCUGUGCAGGCUGACAGGGAAGCUUCUGACCUAUUUAAAUCUAAUGGUGGAAGUUAGUCAAAUAUUCAAGUGCUUCCUUCAUCCAAAUCAGUAAACUAUUGAGAAGAGAAGCUAGGUGAAGUACUUGUUUAUCUAACAGUUGGUGGGUAUUCUUUUGAACGUUGGAUGACAAUUCUGCUGUUUUGUUUGUUUUGUUUUGUUUUUCUAAUAUAAGUGUUUUUUAGAUGUUAGACCUCAAUCAAUACAAAUACAAUUCAUACAAAAUGGUUGUUUAAGCCUCAUCUGUUACUUCGUGCUCAUGCAAAUACUCCACUGAAGUCAGUAGCUGAUUUCGGACAUUCCUAUUCAAUAAUACAGAAUGAGCCCAGAGUGGAAUGGAUGGGGUAAAAAGCAACCUUCUCAUUCGUGAAUGUUUUCCUUCUAAUAUAUGAAUAAAAAGUUCUAGUGCUACAGCCCAUUCUAACUUCAAAGAAUCAGUGUAGCAUUCAUACUGGUUAGAUAUGUUCAUAAAAAAUACAGAAAUGACAAGAAACUGAUUAAAUAAACCAUGCAGUAGUAAUUUUAAUUCAUGGCACAAAUGCCACAGAAUGAUACAGAUAAUAAAACCAUAAACUCAUGAGAAAUAAUUAGUCCUAGAGACAUCAUCCUGUGGUUUCUGUAUUGGAAAAAGUCACUUAAUUACUCUAUUGGAAAGCUAUUUAAUUGAGAAACCUUUAUGUUGCCAUAUUCUCCAUACAAUUAAGUGAACCCAACAGUUUCUGUGCAGUAGAGAGUUCAGAGAUUUGGUCACAUGGCAGAGCCUUUCACCUCAGGGUUAAUUGCCUGAAUUAUGAGGAGGUUGGUGCAGGUGGCUAUUUGGGAACCCCUAGCAGGUGAUACUGUGAUCUCAACCAGGCUUCUAAUUCCUACUUUUAGCUAAGGAGGUAAAGAACUGAAGUGAGACUCAUGUGACAUCUUUGCGCAUUUCUUAGUGCACAGACAGGGUGACCUAGGGUGCUCCCAGUCCUGCAGCCUGUACCAUGCCUGUAUGUGAUUACACAGGCAUGUGUAAUCUGUUGUCUUCAAGAGCAUUGGCAUUUCUUUGAAGUAUGGUGCUUGUCUGCACAAAUGAAGUAUUCAUACCUGGGGGAACUCUUCAUUAACAUUCCUAAGUAAAUAAUUAGUAAAAAAAAAAUAAAAAAAAAAUCAUUUUAUCAUUGCGAAUUGGCAGGAAAAGCAAUUGUUGGUUAUUCUGUAUAUGAAUUAGUCCAGCAUAAGACAGGCUUUCAUUAAACCCUGUCCCCCUGACUUGAUACAGACAGUUUGGAUCUAUAUACAAGGACAUGCAUGACAGCAAAAUGUGAAAGAUAGACCAUAAACUAAUACUUAAAUCUAUGAAAUUGGGAUAAAUUUCCUCCGGAGCCUUGAAGCUAUAACUAACCACUUAGCAGCACCAAAUGAAAAUGUUCCCAUCAGUCCUUUUCCUUAUAACAUGUUAUGAAAAGCCGGUCUGAUACAUGUAUGAUGUUUGAUAAAUAAUUUAACCAUAACAUCUAUAUUUUCCUUUGCUGUUUUCUUUUGUAAUAUAUAUGUUAAAUGAGAUUAAAAAGUAUGGAAAGUUAACUCCCUUGGUGCAGGUUAAUGUUUCAAGGAUUCAAUGGAUAUCCUGAAGACAACAAAAUGAGAAGAUUUUCCAUCUAUACAAAAUCCUAAUGUGCCAAACUGCUUCCAGUGAAUAAUAAUAAUAAUAAUAAUAAUUAAAAACAAAAGAAAGUUACAUAUGUCUUUUUAUUAGGAUUUGCAAAAUCUUCUAUUAACGCACUGUAAUUUUGCACUAUUUUGUAAGAAAAUAAAAAAAAAGGAAAAAGAAAAAAAAGGAACUGACAAAUAAACAGAAAAAAAAAAAUCUAAAAAUAGAUGCCAAAUGUAUAGUUUGUAAAAUACUAUUUUUCUUACAUAAGGUGUCAUCAUAUAGUGAAUCUGUGUUAUUGUAAACUGUGAAAAAUGUGAUGUACUGUUGUGACACAGCCUGUCGAGGGCCAUUUCUAACACACAGAUUAGUCACCUGGACUUCUUUAUAUAUGAAACAUAUUCAUAAAUCUGAUAUCACUUUUAUACUUAUUUUUUGUAGGCUAUUUUUCCACAUUUACAACACAACUGUUAUUUUAUAUCAAACAUUAAUUUUGCUUUAAAAUAUUGUUUAAAUAGGUGGGUGGGUGUCUUAAAUGUGCCAGAUGUUCAAAACUGUAACAAGGUACUUCAGAAACUAUUCUUUGCAAAGCUGUAAUGCUGCUGAAAUUCAAAAUGUUUUGUUGAACAAGCAGGCAUACUGUCAAUAAACAAUAGUUUCUGGUCCAUGAUAAUGAUGAUAAUGUUACAUUCACUAGGAUAAAUGCCUGGUAGUUAUGAGCUGCAUUUCUCUAUCUUUCUCUCUGCUGGAGAAACAAUACUGGGUGCCAUAGCUGAAUGUCAUAGAUAUUCAGCCACUUGCAUGAUGUGCCAUGGACUUGACCUCCAAAAUACAUUGGUGAGAAUUAGGAGAAAAACCCUAAAGCUGCUUGUCCUGAUUCAAACCCACUUCGGGCAUGGAUCAUGUUAACAUGGGAUUGCACUCAGGACUGGCACAAUCUUCGUAAAGAUAGUAAGUUCUCUAUGUAGAAACAUGGGACCACAUUUACUCUCCUAGUGAAAGAUCAGGACCAAAGUUCCUUUCUUGUGUAUUUGAGCUUACACACAUAACAUCGAAUGGGAUCUGAUAUGAAUCCUUUAUUCAUGUUCUCAACUAAUAAUAUUUCUUGUACUGACAACUUAAUCUUUUAUAUGUUUUAAAUAGCAUACAUAAUGCAUAAAUUCAUGUGUAAGAAAUAAUAACCAUGGAAAACUGAAUUUUAAUAAAAGAAUGAAAACCAUUCUUAUCUGCAGGCACAUUUUAAGAUGCCAUGUUAAAAGGAAAUAUUGUAAAAAGCUGUAUUUUUUAUUUGUUAGUGAUUGUAUAUUUUGCCCCAUGACGUUUUAUAACAGGAAUUCUACCAAACUGUUUCUUUGUUACCUUCGAACAAUAUCAUCACCCUGAGAUGCAUCUAAAAAAAUGUAGAGGUUUAGCCACUGAUGUUUUUCAGUAUAUUUUUAAUUUGAUGUUGUUGUUAAUCUUUGUUCUGAUUACCUAUAACUAUGGUCAGAAUUUUAAACACAAUUUGACUGCAGUCAGAAGAUACCUACUGUAUGAAACCAUAGGUAACUGUAACCAUUUCAAGGACUUUCAUCAUUUCUGUGAAAUUAAUCUUUCUGAACUCUGAUUCUGACAUGGUUAACAAGCAGCUCACUGACUCUUAUUUAUUGAGCACUGGAAUUCACCCCAAAGGAUAAACACUGAAUUAUGUAAAUAAUAGUGCUCUAUAUAAGCCUAACAAAUUAUUGUAAUAGGUAUAUUUAAAAUAAAAGAAAACAUUCUAAGUGUA
This is a messenger RNA of Oxyura jamaicensis (ruddy duck), 12317 nucleotides long. RefSeq names its product fucosyltransferase 9 (gene FUT9). The record is from RefSeq and is a predicted model, not a curated record. Bases 2378 to 3457 code for a protein of 359 amino acids. NCBI's taxonomy places the organism in Eukaryota, Metazoa, Chordata, Aves, Anseriformes, Anatidae. Gene Ontology annotation, molecular function: alpha-(1->3)-fucosyltransferase activity. The transcript is spliced from 3 exons. Gene Ontology annotation, cellular component: membrane.